Molecule: messenger RNA, 1527 nt
Organism: Exserohilum turcica Et28A
Lineage: Eukaryota; Fungi; Ascomycota; Dothideomycetes; Pleosporales; Pleosporaceae
Exons: 2
Coding region: 1-1527 (508 amino acids)
Cellular component (GO): nucleus
Molecular function (GO): cis-regulatory region sequence-specific DNA binding; protein binding
Source: RefSeq, a predicted model, not a curated record
AUGGCCCCCGGCAUACUUGAACCCCCCGGCAUAGCGACUGCCGAAUCACGGCCCUCGAAAAAGCUCAAGACAGGUGCAGUGGCAACAGGCGACAACGACGACGAAGAAGUCGCUGCAGCGGCCGCGGUCCCCUCACAUCCCUUGGGCAUCAAGCCGGCCGGCAAUGCAUAUACCGCCCGCGAGAACAUCAAGUCGAGAUGCGGCCUCUUUGCCUGCCUGCCCGAUGAGCUGCUCAGCCACAUUCUUGAGUCAUUCGAAGCUGAUGUUCUAGUACGCCUGGGCAGUACUUGUCGUGCGCUGUAUGCCUACACCAGGUUGGACGAAUUGUGGAGAGCCUUAUUCGUCAACUCUCCAGCCGACGACUUUGAGUGGCGCGGAACCUGGCGAGCGACGUAUCUCAAGAUACCCAAGGAGCACGUCACGUCGAUUCCAUGUACAAACCUCUUCUCAGACACGCUGUACCGCCCUUUUCAAUGCGCUCACACGCCACUCAACCCCUACGCACAAAAUAUCCCAAAGCACAAUGAAAUUGCGCGCCUGUCGGAUCUGACGUACCAAGAGUAUGCCGAGGCUUGGGUGAACAAGCCCUUUAUCCUCACCACACCGGUCAAGCAAUGGCCCGUCUACGGCACCUGGACACCAGAGUACCUGCUCGAGAAGUUUCCAGAAACCAAGUUCAGGGCGGAAGCGGUCGACUGGCCCAUGAACAAGUACAUGCCGUACAUGGGCGAUAGUGCCGACGAGUCACCUCUGUACCUGUUUGACCGCGCCUUUGCGGAAAAGACUGGCAUCGACACUUCAGCAGCGCCGCACUCGAGCGAGGCGGCAUACUGGAGCCCGGAGUGCUUUGGCGAUGAUCUCUUCAGUGUUCUCGGCGAGCACCGCCCCGACUGCCGCUGGAUGAUCAUGGGCCCAAAGCGCAGUGGCUCGACAUUCCACAAAGACCCAAAUGCCACCUCGGCCUGGAACGCUGUUCUCACGGGCAGCAAGUACUGGCUCAUGUUCCCGGCCGGUCCGGGCAUUGAACCUCCGCCAGGCGUCAUUGUCUCGGACGACCAGUCUGAGGUUACAUCUCCACUUAGCAUUGCCGAGUACAUGCUGACCUUCCACGACUUGGCUCGCCAAACGCCCGGCUGCAGAGAGGGCAUCUGCUACGCGGGCGAAGUGUUGCAUGUACCCUCUGGCUGGUUCCACCUAGUGCUGAACCUGGAAGAUAGCUUGGCGUUGACGCAGAAUUUCGUCCCACGGAAGAAGCUGCCGGACGUGCUAGGCUUCCUUCGCGACCAGAGAGCCGAAGUGAGUGGCUUCACCGAAGACGUUUGCGACCGGGCAUAUGAGCUGUUUGUGCAAAAGCUGAGUGAGCAGCACCCAGACCUCCUCGAGCAAGGUCUCGCCGAGCUGGACAAGAUGAAGACGAAGAGUAGGGGGAAGUGGGAACAGUUGACCAAGGGAGAUGGUGACGCGCAAGAAGCCGGGGGAUUCAGCUUUGGCUUUGGCGGAGACGACGACGACGCUGAUAUUCCUUGA